Stereum hirsutum FP-91666 SS1 is the source of this 941-nucleotide messenger RNA. Its product is annotated as ribulose-phosphate 3-epimerase. Bases 44 to 730 code for a protein of 228 amino acids. Gene Ontology annotation, biological process: pentose-phosphate shunt; carbohydrate metabolic process; pentose-phosphate shunt, non-oxidative branch. Gene Ontology annotation, molecular function: D-ribulose-phosphate 3-epimerase activity; metal ion binding. Lineage: Eukaryota; Fungi; Basidiomycota; Agaricomycetes; Russulales; Stereaceae. The transcript is spliced from 8 exons. Gene Ontology annotation, cellular component: cytosol. The record is from RefSeq and is a predicted model, not a curated record.
GUCACUCGCUACACUCUGUAACAUAUCUACUACCCCUCCCAAUAUGCCUCGCGCCAUUAUUUCCCCCUCCGUUCUUGCCUCGGACUUUGGACAGCUAUCUGCAGAAUGCAAACGUAUGAUCAAAGGAGGUGCUGAAUGGCUGCAUAUGGACGUUAUGGAUGGCCACUUCGUUCCAAAUAUUACUAUGGGGGCUCCCAUCCUCACAUGUGUUUCUAAGGGAGUCCCAGGAAUUUUCAUGGACUGCCAUAUGAUGGUCGCACAACCAGAAAAGUGGGUCAAUGACAUCGCGGAUGCUGGUGGUGCUUUGUACUGCUUCCACAUCGAAGCCACCAACGACCCGAUCGCACUCAUCCACUUCAUCCAUGAACGCAAGAUGAAAGCCGGUGUCGCCAUCUCCCCCGAUACGCCCUCAUCAGGCAUCACAGACGAAGUCGGUGAGCUCGCCGACAUGCUUCUCGUCAUGACCGUUUACCCAGGUCGUGGUGGCCAGAAGUUCCUCGACCGUUGCGUUCCCAAAGUCUCCGAGCUUCGUACCCGCUUCCCCGAGAAAGACAUCGAGGUCGAUGGCGGUGUGGGCCCCAAGACGAUAGACGUUUGCGCCGACGCAGGCAGCAACGUUAUCGUCGCCGGUACAGCCAUCUUCGGCGCCGCAGAACCAGAGAAAGUCAUCAGCCUCCUCAAGUCGACCGUCGACACCGCGCAAGCCAGGAUCGCUGCUGCGAGACGAUGAUCAUCGAGCACGAUCCGGCAAGCUAGACAAAGACGUUGAAGAGACGACGAAAGACACAAAUGUAAUAAACGAUGCGUGGUGUAUCAAUUAACUGGUAUGAUGUACUUAGACUUGGUUUGCUGUUGAAGCACAUUACGGUCUGCCAGUGGCAGUGGAUAUGCAUUAGAAAGAAGUUCUGUGGAGCAGUGAAAUGAAGCUUUUUAUAUAUCCC